AUGGCGAAGCCUGUUCUUGUCUCUUGCCUCUUGUUAUGUCUUCUUGUCGUGUCUGUUUCUGCAUCCCACCAAGAUGAAGACAAACAGGUAUAUAUAGUGUAUAUGGGCGCAGUACCAUCGAACGCGGGGUACAUGCCUUCUUCCCAACACAUUAAUAUCCUCCGAGAGGUCACUGGAGAGAGUUCGAUCGAGAAUCGCUUGGUGAGAAGUUACAGGAGGAGUUUCAAUGGGUUUGCAGCUACACUCUCUGAUUCCGAAAGAGAAAGAGUGGCCAAUAUGGAAGGAGUGGUGUCUGUGUUUCCAAGCAGGAAACUGCAGCUCCAAACGACAGCAUCAUGGGACUUCAUGGGGUUCAAAGAAAACAAAACGAAGCGCGUUCCUAAUCUCGAGAGUGAUAUAAUCGUCGGUGUCAUCGACAGCGGAAUCUGGCCUGAAUCUGCCAGUUUCGACGACAAUGGCUUCGGCCCUCCUCCCAAGAAAUGGAAAGGCGAGUGCGACGGUGGCCAAAACUUCACCUGCAACAACAAGAUCAUCGGAGCCCGAUACUACACCCGUAAUGGCGGAAUCAUUGGAACACCGCAGUCAGCGAGGGACCACAUUGGUCACGGCACUCACACAUCAUCGACUGCCGCUGGAAACAGCGUUAAGGACGCCAGUUUCUACGGUCUCGGCCUCGGAACCGCGAGAGGGGGCGUUCCUGCUGCAAGAAUCGCGGCCUACAAAGUCUGCGAUCCGGGCGGUUGCUUCUCUGACCGGUUGCUUUCAGCGUUUGACGACGCAAUCGCCGACGGCGUCGAUGUCAUCACCAUCUCCGCGGGAGCAGAUUUAGCGGCAAGGUUUGAGCAAGAUCCUAUAGCGAUCGGAGCAUUCCACGCAAUGGCUAAAGGGAUUCUGACUGUGAAUUCGGCCGGGAACAACGGUCCUUCAACGAGUACAGUCUCCAGUGUCGCGCCAUGGAUUCUCUCUGUAUCCGCGAGUAACACUAAUCGUGCGUUUUUCACCAAAGUUGUUCUUGGAAAUGAAAAGAUAGUUGGAAGAUCAGUGAAUUCGUAUGAUCUGAAGGGAGGAAAGUACGAUCUGGUGUACGGAAAAUCUGCUUCAAGUAGGUGCGACGAAGGGUCUGCCAGGAUUUGCUCGUCGGGAUGUCUGGACAAGAAACUGGUUAAGGGAAAGAUUGUGUUGUGUGAUACUCCACUUGGCAGCCACGAGGCUGAAUGGGCCGGAGCUGUCGGAACCAUUGUGAAGAAUGACAGAUCAGAUGUCUCCAAUGUAUUCUCUUCUCCCGUCGCUGCCUUGUCCGAAGACCAAUAUGAAACUGUCGUCUCUUACGUGACCUCCACAGAAGAUCCGAAAGUUUCUAUCCUGAAAAGUGACACGAGUAUGAACGAGACAGCUCCGGUCGUGGCUUCGUUUUCAUCUCGUGGUCCGAACACUAUCAUUCCGGAUAUCUUGAAGCCGGACGUGACAGCACCGGGAAUUGAAAUCUUGGCUGCUUACUCGCUCGACGCUUCUCCGUCAGGGGAUGCUGCACACGACAACAGACGUGCGGAGUAUGUUGUUCUUUCCGGAACAUCCAUGUCUUGUCCGCAUGUUGCAGGUGCAGCAGCGUAUCUGAAAACAUUUCACCCUGACUGGUCUCCAUCCAUGAUCAAAUCCUCCAUCAUGACAACCGCUUGGCCAAUGAACGCUACCGAAGACGCGGAAUCUGUGUUCGCCUUUGGAUCCGGCCAUUUGAAACCAACAGCAGCUGCUGACCCGGGACUCGUUUACGAAUCCACUAAAGCCGACCACAUAGCGCUUCUAUGCGCAUUGAACUUCACAACGACGUCGCUCAGACUCAUCUCUGGAGACAACAGCACUUGCACCAAAGAACAGGCUGACACAUUGCCCAGAAACCUCAACUACCCUUCCAUGGCAGCUGCGGUUUCGUCGCAGACGGAGUUCAACUUGACAUUCGUAAGAACUGUCACAAACGUGGGUAUGGCGAACUCAACGUACAAAGCGAAUGUUGUCGAAGGAGCGGGCUCUUCCAAGAUCGAUGUCAAGGUCGAACCGGAUGCUCUGUCUAUGAAGUCAAUGUACGAGAAGAAGUCUUUUACAGUGACGGUUUCAGGCAAAGCCCUUAAGCCAUUGGAACCCAUGUCUGCAACUCUGGUCUGGUCGGACGGUACGCAUACGGUGAGAAGCCCCAUCGUUAUCUAUGCGAAGGGCGCCACCAAAUUAGAAUCUGGUUAA
Messenger RNA from Tarenaya hassleriana, 2235 nucleotides. Its product is annotated as subtilisin-like protease SBT4.5. NCBI's taxonomy places the organism in Eukaryota, Viridiplantae, Streptophyta, Magnoliopsida, Brassicales, Cleomaceae. The record is from RefSeq and is a predicted model, not a curated record. Gene Ontology annotation, molecular function: serine-type endopeptidase activity. The coding region runs from base 1 to 2235 and encodes 744 amino acids. The transcript has 10 exons. Gene Ontology annotation, biological process: proteolysis.